AAAUAAUCCAUCUUAUACAUCUUUCUUAUAACUAUGGUUAGCCGUACCUUUUUAUUCCUUUCCGUUGUCUACGUUACUCUUGUCAGUGGAAUUCCUGUCUCCAAAGGGACUGAAGAUCACUCAUCCACUCUAUCUCGUAGAUCUAUUGGUACACACUUAUCUACACGCCAGACACCAGGAGCAAUCAAUCUGUGCAAUUCGCUUGAUGCCAUACCUGUUUCUGGGGAUAUCAUGAAAGGACUGUUGGAUUGCCCAGGCGCAAACGAUAAAAAUAAGAUAGAUCCAGAAGUCCUAGGUACGUCUUCACCUCAAGGACAGACCACAGCCGAAUCUCAAACUCAAGUAUCAGCGCCAGCACCAGCUGAAGCAGGACCAGUGGGACAAACUGAUGGUACAGCCGCUGCUAAUGGAGCAACUGGCCCUUAGGUACUAGUGACAAGAUUAAUUAUAAUUUGC
Halteromyces radiatus is the source of this 456-nucleotide messenger RNA. RefSeq lists its product as uncharacterized. The record is from RefSeq and is a predicted model, not a curated record. The transcript has a single exon. Lineage: Eukaryota; Fungi; Mucoromycota; Mucoromycetes; Mucorales; Cunninghamellaceae. The coding region runs from base 34 to 426 and encodes 130 amino acids.